AUGGUCAAAGUCGGUAUCAAUGGUUUCGGUCGUAUUGGCCGUAUCGUCAUGCGCAAUGCCCUCGAAAACCAGGACAUCGAGGUUGUCGCCAUCAAUGAUCCCUUCAUUGAAUUGGACUACAUGGUUUACAUGUUCAAGUACGAUACUGUCCACGGCCGCUUUAAGGGCGACGUCCACACCGCUGAUGGAAAGCUCUACAUCAACAACAAGCCCAUUCAAGUUUUCGGUGAGCGGGAUCCCAGCAACAUCAAGUGGGGUUCGGUUGGCGCUGAUUACGUCGUCGAGUCCACUGGUGUCUUCACUACCAUUGACAAGGCCUCUGCUCAUCUGAAGGGUGGUGCAAAGAAGGUCAUCAUCUCCGCCCCUUCAGCUGAUGCACCAAUGUUUGUGUGCGGUGUUAACCUCGACACUUAUGACUCCAAGCACACCGUUAUCUCUAACGCCUCUUGCACGACUAACUGCCUUGCUCCCCUCGCCAAGGUGAUCGAUGACAACUUUGGCAUCGAGGAGGGUCUCAUGUCGACCAUCCACGCAACGACAGCUACUCAGAAGACUGUUGACGGUCCAUCCAACAAGGACUGGCGCGGUGGCCGUGCUGUUAACAACAACAUUAUCCCGUCCUCCACGGGUGCCGCCAAGGCAGUCGGCAAGGUCAUUCCUUCCCUAAACGGCAAGCUCACUGGUCUUGCUUUCCGUGUUCCCACUUUGGAUGUCUCCGUCGUCGACCUCGUCGUGCGCCUCAAGAAGCCUGCUACAUAUGAUGACAUCAAGAAUGCAGUGAAGGCCGCCGCCGCCGAUGGCCCUCUUAAAGGCAUCAUCGCCUACACCGAUGAACAGGUCGUCUCGACGGACUUCCUUGGUCAUUCUGCAUCGAGCAUCUUCGAUGCCAAUGCUGGUAUCAUGCUCAACCAGCAGUUCGUGAAGUUGAUCUCAUGGUACGACAACGAGUGGGGCUACUCGAAGCGUGUGUGUGACUUGCUUGUGUAUGCUGCCAAGCAGGAUGCGCGUAACUGA
This is a messenger RNA of Suillus subaureus, 1014 nucleotides long. RefSeq names its product glyceraldehyde 3-phosphate dehydrogenase. NCBI's taxonomy places the organism in Eukaryota, Fungi, Basidiomycota, Agaricomycetes, Boletales, Suillaceae. The record is from RefSeq and is a predicted model, not a curated record. Gene Ontology annotation, molecular function: NADP binding; oxidoreductase activity, acting on the aldehyde or oxo group of donors, NAD or NADP as acceptor; NAD binding. Bases 1 to 1014 code for a protein of 337 amino acids. Gene Ontology annotation, biological process: glucose metabolic process. The transcript is spliced from 9 exons.